Messenger RNA from Chondrus crispus (carragheen), 1746 nucleotides. RefSeq lists its product as hypothetical. The transcript has a single exon. Gene Ontology annotation, cellular component: cytoplasm. The record is from RefSeq and is a predicted model, not a curated record. Gene Ontology annotation, molecular function: allantoinase activity; zinc ion binding; cobalt ion binding. Gene Ontology annotation, biological process: purine nucleobase catabolic process; allantoin catabolic process. The coding region runs from base 1 to 1746 and encodes 581 amino acids. NCBI's taxonomy places the organism in Eukaryota, Rhodophyta, Florideophyceae, Gigartinales, Gigartinaceae.
AUGACAGAACCAGAAGAGGCAACACCUGCUUUCGGCAGAGCCAGGUCAGGAGAACGGAAUUCUAGUUUCCAUCACAGCUAUAUCGUUUGCACAGCCGUCUCUCUUCUUUUUAUGCCGAUCAUUGCAAUUCUCGUGCCUAUUUUAUAUUCGCAUUGGAGUUCACUGCUUCCAUACGCACAUCUGUCUCUUCAACGAGCAAAACUUGGAACGGUGCUGAACAACCCAGCAAGCUUUCCCGAGCCACCGUACGUAUUAUUCUCAUCAAGAGUUGUACUUCCUGAUCGAUUCAUCCAGCCUGCCUACAUAUUUAUAAACAAUCAGGGCUCCAUUGCGAUAGUGCAGCAGUCUCCUUCAUGGUCAUUGGUUUGGAAAACUAUAGUUGAUGUUUCCCCACACGUGGUCAUGCCGGGUCUUAUCGAUCCUCAUGUCCAUGUUAAUGAACCAGGAAGAACCUCUUGGGAAGGAUUUGAAUAUGCAUCUCGAGCGGCUGCAGCGGGAGGAACAACAACCAUUUUGGAUAUGCCCCUUAACAACAUUCCUUCAACCUUAAACCACAAAACCCUAGCUCAAAAGAUAAAUGCUCUCGCAUCGACAAAGUCCUAUGUUGAUAUUGGAAUCAUCGGCGGGAUCACAAUGCCUCAUGUUCCAUUUUUGACAGAAUUGCUGGAUGGUGGUGUACUGGCUUUCAAAUCAUUCAUGGUGGACUCGCAAUCAAAAGACUUUCCAAAUGUCUCAAAGAAGAACUUGAAAGAAAUUAUUGGUGCGUUGGACCGGCUGUCAUCGGAGCCAGGUGCAGUUUCUAAACCUAUCCCUUAUAUUCUGCACGCGGAGCUUGAUUUAGGCCCUGAUGAAGAAGAUGAACGAAACAGACGAGCUUCAGACUACAAUCACAGAUGCUACAGUGACUACGAAGCAUCUCGUCCUUCUUCUUGGGAAGUAGAAGCUAUCCGCUACGCCGCUGAUAUAGCGAAUAACUCAAACGUUCACAUUCAUAUAGCGCAUGUGUCUGCAUUCGAGGCUCUUGAGCUAUUGCGUGAAAUCCGGUGGGGCAAUCGCUUGAAAAAGGCGAUUGUAACCGCCGAAACAUGUCCUCAUUACCUGAUGUGGGCAAAAGAAAAAAUCGCUUUGGGAGGAACUCUCUUCAAGUGCUCGCCUCCAAUUCGCUCGGACGAUAAUCGUAAGCUUAUAGUACAUCAGGCUUUUCAAGAUGAUGCAAGUUCAAGAGCAAUUGACUUGAUUGCGUCAGACCACUCUCCGUGCCCCCCAGAACUCAAGACCACGGACGGUAACUUGACUGAGGCUUGGGGUGGCAUAUCCGGGCUGCAGUACAGGCUGCAAGCUACUUGGACAGCAGCUCAUGCGAUGAACGCCAGCCUGAGUCGAGUGGCAGAGUUGCUUUGUGAAGUGCCCGCACGACUCUUUGGCAUUGACAAUAUGAAGGGAUUCCUGAAGGCUGGUCUCGACGCUGAUAUUGUCAUUUGGGACCCAGAAUCAUCCCAAGUACUAACUGAGGACAAAUGUCACCAUCGCCAUAAACUGUCGCCAUACCAUGGACUUAAGGUGCGGGGCAUUGUGCUCCGCACCUUGUUGCGAGGGCGAUCAAUUUACAAUUCGCAGGGCACCUCAAUGCAUGAGCGUGUUCAAUUCGACGCGAGGCUCGGGAAGCUCCUGUUUCGUUCGUCUAAGACCGGCCUGAGUCGGUCAAUAGCACCAGACGAAUGGAAAAGCGCAAUAACGCGAAAGUAA